AUGAACUUCAAGCUGGAAUUACACACUGACGGAUAUGUAGAUGGACUUGGUAAUUGCUCCACUUUGGAACCAGACCGGAUGGAUUUGGAAAGUGAGAUAGCCCCAUUGGAAGCGUGCUUUAGUUACAGUGACUACAAUGAAGCGUUCCAUCUAAAUGAGAGUGAAGUUGACAACUUGCAAUCCGACAUGAAAUGUGACGAAGUAGAUGUAGACAUUAACUCUGAAGAAGAACAAAGUUGUGAACGUAAAAAGAGUCCUUAUAGAAAGUGGAAUCGCCAAGUCAUCUGUAAACUCAAUGGUACCACGGCCAAUCAUUUCUUUGAAUUUGUAAAGUCUGUGGUUAGAGAAAUUGAAACAAACGAGGAACUUAAGGAAAUUAAGUAUCUGAUACCUGUCAACGCAGCCAUCCAUAAACGUCGUGACCUCGAGUUAUUGGUGGCACUGAGUGGAUUGGAACUAGUGUUUUUGCAUCCCUAUCUACCAGGACUAAACGCAUUUGAAGAGUUCUGGUCAGCGUGUAAGGCCAAGGUUAAACAGUCAAAUUUAUCUAGAAAAGAGAAACUAACACCAAGAGUAAGAGAAGCGACAGCAAAGAUAACCUUAGAAAGCUAUCAAGGAUUUUGUAGACAUGCCAAUGACCAUAUGCAACACUGUUUAGAACUGAGAUCUUUCUAA
This is a messenger RNA of Lodderomyces margitis, 675 nucleotides long. RefSeq lists its product as uncharacterized. Gene Ontology annotation, molecular function: nucleic acid binding. The transcript is spliced from 2 exons. Lineage: Eukaryota; Fungi; Ascomycota; Pichiomycetes; Serinales; Debaryomycetaceae. The record is from RefSeq and is a predicted model, not a curated record. Bases 1 to 675 code for a protein of 224 amino acids.